Messenger RNA from Miniopterus natalensis, 3776 nucleotides. The record is from RefSeq and is a predicted model, not a curated record. NCBI's taxonomy places the organism in Eukaryota, Metazoa, Chordata, Mammalia, Chiroptera, Miniopteridae.
UGUGGCCUUAAUUAUAGGAAAGGAAAGGAGGAAGUAGAUUAGACAGAACUGAUGUUAGAGAAAAUGAAGAGAGUGAAAAUGUCUGAGGUUCCAACUCAGGUUAUUGGAAGAAUGGUACCGUUUAGAGCACAUCCACGGAAGCUUUAUCUUUGGCAUGUGGGUUACUUUGCAGCAGAAGUUCUUAGUCUUUGGGGGAUUUGUAAUCUUUGGUGAAAUACAGAAGUCUGGCCUGGAAAAUUUCUACAUGCACCUCUGUGUUCUGGUUAUAAUUUGAGAGAGUCCAUGGGCCACCUGAAGCUCAUCCAUGGGCCCAGUGGGUGGGCCUGGAAGCCGCUCUCAGAACUGCUGAUAGCUUUAAACAAUAGAGCCUUCACAUCCUUUCCGUUAUUGCUAAGACCCCCUGGAGACAGGCUGUGUACACAACUAGGGAUCCUUGUGUUGUGGUUUGAUUAACGUGUGUUAUUUGCUGCUAUAUUACAGAACAAACUAGCCCAAGAGAUUAAAUGUUUGUCCUAAGUAUACCAGUUAGCAGGAGGGUAAGAUGGAAUCAGGAGUUGCUUUCUUUCUCGGAUGAACAUAUUUGCAACUGAUUUGCCAUCAUUGGGUGUAGUUACUGCGUCCGAGUGACCUCAUCAGUGAGGACUAGAUGGUCCUGGAGGUUCUUUCCAGUUAACAAUUUGUGGUUCUUGGCUCUUAGGUGUUCACCGGACUCUCUGUGUGGACCUCCUUGUUUCCCUGUGCCGCAGCGCUCGUGAGGCUGGGGGAUGAAUUGGAUGUAUGGAGAGCAGGCUAAGCUUCCCCAGCACCUGACACAUGCUGUCCUGUCUUGUCCCCGAGAAGUUUCCUGUGGAUUCACCUUGCCUUCUGGACUCAGCCUGAAGCUGGGGCUCUCUCCUCCAGUUCAUCUCCGUACUAGACUAUGAGCCCCUUGAAAGGAGGAGCCGUGUCCUACUCAUCUCUAGGUCCCCAGCAUCCCAUGCGGUUCCUGCUGCACAGUUUAAGCUGAAUUUUGGGACAUGGCCACUGCUUCACCAAGGGCUGAUACUAGUAAUAACCACAGUGGAAGGUUACAGUUACAGGUAACUGUUUCUGGUGCCAAACUAAAGAGGAAAAAGAACUGGUUUGGAACAGCAAUAUACACAGAAGUAGUUGUAGACGGAGAAAUUAAGAAAACAGCGAAAUCCAACAGUUCUUCUAACCCCAAGUGGGACGAGCAGCUGACUGUAAGUGUGACCGCGCAGAGCAUGCUGGAGUUCCGGGUGUGGAGCCACCACACGCUGAGAGCAGAUGCCCUGCUGGGAAGGGCGGCCGUGGACCUGAAGCAGGCUCUGUCAACACACAACAGAAAGUUGGAGAGAGUGAAAGAACAUUUGAAACUCUCCCUGGAGAGCAAGAGCGGCGUGGUGCAGACGGGAGAGCUGACGGUGGUGCUGGACGGGUUGGCAAUUGAGCCAGAUAAUCCGAGGAGCUGCAGCCCACCCCCAGCCAUUUCUUUCUCUUGUUCAGUAGAAAUUCAGCAAAAUGGUGAUGCCUUACACGGACAUGGAGAGCCUUCCACCAGGACAGCAGCCAGGCUGGCUGCUGAAGGCCUGGGUGGAGUAGAUAACCACGUUCCCGCCCAUACUGCGGCGCAAAACUGCUGUUCGCGCGUAGUGAACGGAGACAGUGCGCCUCCGUCUCCGUCUCAGGGUGAGGCCAGACCUCGAAACACACCGGCUCCCAAACCACGCACCCUGGAGCCCAGCGGCGACACAGUUAAUGGAGACUCAUCCUCACCUACACCGGCUGACAGUGCUCCCUCUGGGGGGGUCCCUGAGGACAGUGCCCCGUCGUCAGCUUGCACUGGAACUUCUGGAGAGGAGGCCCUGGGUCCAGAAGCGCCAGCGGCCUUGGAGCACAGCGACAUCCUCUCUGACAGCACUGCACUUGGGGCCGGGGCCGGCGGGGACCUCGACCCUGUGGCCUCCACCUCUGGAAGCAGUCCUGCCUUCGAAGCUGCCAAGUCCCGGCAGCCAGGCGGGAGUAUGGAGCCUGGGAGGAACACCAGCACGGAGAGCCUGCCCUCGGGGUGGGAGCAGAGGAAAGACCCUCACGGGAGAACCUAUUAUGUGGAUCAUAACACUCGAACGACCACGUGGGAGAGGCCACAGCCCUUACCCCCGGGCUGGGAGAGGAGAGUGGACGACCGUGGCCGGGUGUACUACGUGGACCACAACACCCGGACGACCACGUGGCAGCGGCCAACGCUGGAGUCGGUGCGGGACUUCGAGCAGUGGCAGUCGCAGCGCAGCCAGCUCCAGGGCGCCCUGCAGCAGUUCAACCAGCGCUACCUCUACCCGGCCUCAGUGUUAGCUGCAGAAAGUGACCCGUAUGGGCCUCUGCCACCAGGCUGGGAAAAAAGAGUAGAUUCGACAGACAGAGUUUACUUCGUGAACCAUAACACAAAAACCACCCAGUGGGAAGAUCCAAGAACUCAGGGCUUACAGAACGAGGAGCCGCUGCCCGAGGGCUGGGAGAUCAGGUACACACGGGAGGGUGUGCGGUACUUCGUCGACCACAACACCAGGACGACCACUUUCAGAGACCCGCGCAAUGGGAGGUCAUCCGUAGCUAAAGGUGGGCCACAGAUCGCUUACGAACGCAGCUUCAGGUGGAAGCUUGCUCACUUCCGUUACCUGUGCCAGUCGAACGCACUACCCAGUCACGUCAAGAUCAACGUGUCCAGGCAGACACUGUUCGAGGACUCCUUCCAGCAGAUCAUGGCAUUGAAACCCUAUGACCUGAGGCGGCGACUCUAUGUGAUCUUCCGAGGGGAAGAAGGACUGGACUAUGGUGGCCUGGCCAGAGAAUGGUUUUUCUUGCUCUCGCACGAAGUCCUGAACCCCAUGUACUGCCUGUUCGAGUACGCGGGCAAGAGCAACUACUGCCUGCAGAUCAACCCGGCCUCCACCAUCAACCCCGACCACCUCUCCUACUUCUGCUUCAUCGGCCGCUUCAUCGCCAUGGCUCUUUUCCACGGAAAGUUUAUUGAUACUGGUUUCUCUCUACCGUUCUACAAGCGCAUGCUGAGUAAAAAACUGACGAUUAAGGAUUUGGAGUCCAUUGAUACUGAGUUUUACAACUCCCUCAUCUGGAUAAGGGACAACAACAUUGAGGAAUGUGGCCUAGAAAUGUACUUUUCUGUGGACAUGGAGAUAUUGGGGAAAGUGACCUCUCACGACCUAAAGCUGGGUGGGGCCAACAUCCUGGUGACCGAGGACAACAAGGACGAAUACAUCGGCCUGAUGACCGAGUGGCGCUUCUCGCGCGGCGUGCAGGAGCAGACCAAGGCCUUCCUGGACGGCUUCAACGAGGUGGUGCCCCUGCAGUGGCUGCAGUACUUCGACGAAAAGGAGCUGGAGGUGAUGCUGUGCGGCAUGCAGGAGGUGGACCUGGCCGACUGGCAGAGAAACACCGUGUACAGACACUACACCAGGAACAGCAAGCAGAUCAUCUGGUUUUGGCAGUUCGUGAAGGAGACAGACAAUGAGGUGAGGAUGCGUCUGCUCCAGUUCGUCACGGGGACCUGCCGCCUGCCCCUGGGAGGCUUCGCCGAGCUCAUGGGAAGUAACGGGCCUCAGAAAUUUUGCGUUGAAAAAGUUGGGAAAGACACCUGGUUACCAAGAAGCCACACGUGCUUUAAUCGCUUGGAUCUACCGCCGUACAAGAGCUACGAGCAGCUGAAGGAGAAGCUCCUGUUUGCGAUAGAAGAGACAGAGGGGUUUGGACAGGAAUGA